AUGCACUUCGAAAUUAACGACCUUAAUAGAGAAUGUCAGAAAAAUUAUUCUAGUAUGACUAGCCAGGAGAGACUUAACUUGAGGAGGCGAAUUAUACAAGAUGCCCUAACUUUUGCGUACAACUUCUCCUAUUCCAAUUUUUCCAGUUAUCAGUAUUUCUCCCCUAUGUAUGCUAGCAACACGGAGGAACUGAAAAACCUGGAAAAUUUCGUCAAGGAAAUAAAGCUGGACAAUCGCAGAAAAGAAGAAAUGAUCAAUCUGGCUAGACAAAAGAUUCCCCUCUAUUAUUUCCCUUUCAGUAACAUGUACAGCGAAGGAGAGCUCAAGUACUUCGAGAAUUGCGUCGUUCCCUAUGUGAACAAGCAAGAAGAAGUUAAGCAAAUGCAUAAGUAUCUCUCCAAUGCGUAUCAAAAUUACCUUAUUUACAACAAUAUUUACAAAUUGUGGGCAGAGGAGCUGGAAUCUUUAAACAACUUGAUCCUUUUUGAUGCGUAUAGGAACAAAGUUAAGGACCAAGGAGAUCCAGUACAAGAAGAAAAACAGGAAAAAAUACACAUAAACAAAAUUGAAAAAAUCAAGAGGAGGAUUCGAAUGCACAUCUACAAAGAUGCCCAAGUGACAAAUGAAUCUGCACAGAACUCACAAGAAUGGACUACACAAGCUGAAGGAACAAAAAAGGAAAAUAUAAAUUUUGACGACUGGCUCUGA
Molecule: messenger RNA, 708 nt
Organism: Plasmodium knowlesi strain H
Lineage: Eukaryota; Apicomplexa; Aconoidasida; Haemosporida; Plasmodiidae
Product: conserved Plasmodium protein, unknown function
Exons: 6
Coding region: 1-708 (235 amino acids)
Source: RefSeq, a predicted model, not a curated record